AUGCAUACUCCUUCAUCUAGUCUUGUAGUUGCCGAUUCCAAGAAAGCCUUAACUGUUUCUAGUUUUUUUAUCACCUUCUUUCUUUCCUCACUGGCUGCUUUGAUUUCUUGGCUUCACAGCUCCAGUUCGCCACCGACAACAUUCUCCGGCUGGAAUCCCUCUGACUCCGACCCAGUGGGAUGGCCUUACAUCAGAACUAUCUCUUCCGAUAUUGGAGAUUGCCCUGAACUUAGAGUUAUCGAGUUAAGCUCAAACAGAUUCAUUGGUGAAAAAACUUUGACUGUAGGGAAGCUCAAGAAUCUCCAAGAACUCACUUUGUAUGAAGAUUUUGGCUAUGCCGUUACCAUGAAAGGUAAUCUCCUUCCUCUUGUUAAAAGGAGCGCCACCUGGAGCAGUGACUUCGACUGCUUUGGUCUUACCGUCGUUACCCUGUGUGAUGUCCAACUCAACCGCAUCGCCAACUGUUAG
Microthlaspi erraticum is the source of this 468-nucleotide messenger RNA. NCBI's taxonomy places the organism in Eukaryota, Viridiplantae, Streptophyta, Magnoliopsida, Brassicales, Brassicaceae. The record is from the annotation of a GenBank genome assembly.